Molecule: messenger RNA, 928 nt
Organism: Erythranthe guttata (spotted monkey flower)
Lineage: Eukaryota; Viridiplantae; Streptophyta; Magnoliopsida; Lamiales; Phrymaceae
Gene: ATHM3
Product: Thioredoxin superfamily protein
Cellular component (GO): cytoplasm
Molecular function (GO): protein-disulfide reductase activity
Source: RefSeq, a predicted model, not a curated record
CACACACACAUACAUAUAUACAAUCCACUUCACCAUCGCUUUCUUUUCUGCAACUGUAACUCAGCAUCCACGCGGCCACUCCGAAAACGUUUUCCAUGCCAUAUAUUUUGAAUCAAUUUAUACAUAACACAGAUCACGCCGACAUUUUUACCCACAAUUGAAUCAGUGAGGGUUUUUGCAUUUCAUUUCCUUUUCGCUAGAAAAAAUGUCCGCUUCAUCAUGCUGCUCUUCUUCUGCUCUCUUCUCGCUCGCGCUCCGCCGCCGCCGGUACGGAGUUGCGCCGUCGAACUCAGUGAGUCACCCGCAGCUGAUUCAGCGGUUCGAUCUCUCGUUCCGAGCUCAGAGGAGACCCGGCGCCCCCAAAUCCCUACGCGUCUCCUGCCUUGGUGAUAACAAAGCUCCACUGGUUACUGGCAAAUCAUGGAAUAAGCUGAUAUUAGACAGUGAAUCCCCUGUGCUUGUGGAAUUUUACGCGAGUUGGUGCGGGCCGUGCAGAAUGGUUCAUCGCGUGAUAGAUGAAAUAGCAACUGAAUACAAAGGGAUAUUGAAGUGCUUUGUAGUUGAUGCAGACAAUGACUCGCAAAUUGCUGAGGACUAUGAUAUUAAGGCUGUACCGGUUGUGUUGCUCUUCAAAAACGGUGAGAAACUCGAGUCUAUUAUUGGCACCAUGCCUAAAGAGUUCUAUGUCGCAGCUAUUGACAGGGUUUUGGCUUCAUAGAUUUAGCUUAUUAAGAGUGAAAUGUUUCGGGUUUUUUUUUUGGUUCCAAGAAUUGAUAGAAGCAUUGCUUCUCCUAUUAAAUUUUUCUUUUUUUUCUUCCACAUCAAAUGUUUGUACAGAAGCCAGUUUCUCAGUGUAUUCAAGAACUAUGUUCUUUUUAAUGAACUUGUAGUGAUAUUUUGAAGUGAAUUUGGUGGUCUUGUUUCAUUA